AUGCAAAGAUUGAGACAAUCUCUUCUUGCCAAUAGCACGGUGCAGUUGGGAGACGAUGACGAUUUUAAUCAAUUGAAUUUGCCAUCAAACUCUCAAGUGCAAUUGCAAACACCAACUCUGUUGGCUCGUUCCUAUACUUUUCUUAAAGAAAGAGUUUUACCACAAAAAAUCGAUGAUGAAGAAGAAGCGAUUCAAUUGUCACUUGUACAAAAGUUUUUAAAGUAUAGAGUAUUUCCAACAAAAUUAGUAACAGAUAUUAUCCAGGCUGCAUUAGUAAUUCUUUUUAUUAUCUUUUAUGCAUCCGAAUUUAAAGGAUAUAAAUCAGAUAUGAGUAAUACUUUUUCGAAUUAUUUCCUUCCAAAUGGAUUUCAAAAUAUUAAGGAUAACGAUGAUGGUUUCUUCACUUAUUACAUUUAUAAUGUGGACGAUCUGCAGAAGAAUAUUCAGAGUCUUGUAGCAAAAUACUAUUCGAUACAGGAAAAUUCUGUUAGUGUUUUUGUUCCUACUAGUCAAAAUCUUGUAAAAUUGAGAGCUACCUUAUAUAAGGAAAAUAUUAGACGACUAAUUGCAAAUGAAACUAAUGGAGAUAGCGAUCCAUCAAUGAUUGAUUGGAGAUUUAUUGCAAGAAGAGACGUUCACUCAUUAUUUUCUGAUGAAACCAUCGAAAUCAAUGAGAAUUUAACAGAUUCAGAACCCCUUGGCUCUCUAUUUAACGUGACAGGAGACGAUCUUAAAUAUCUUGUUGACAGAAUCACAAACUUGGAACUCUUUUUCAAACUGAUAAGUAUUGAUACCAAAGUUCAGGGAUUUCCUAAUUGCUACAAAUGGACUGUUCUCUUUAAGUUCGUUUUUGAUGGAGGUGGCAGAGUUCCAAUGAGAUUAUCUUACAAGUAUGAUAAUUGUGUGGCAAAUGAAGAUGCUUAUUAUUCAUCUAUUUUCCAAAGACCAAGAGGUUGGAUUGGUAUUUUGAUGUGUAUUUUUGCGUUUAUUUCUUUUAUAUUUUACAACAAAUCAUUAAUUACUAGAUUAACUGUAUUCUUUAAAAGAAAAAAAACAAACAAAUUGAUGAGAUUUUAUGACCUAUUUACUGAUUAUCUAGGAAUUUGGAUUUAUGUUGCUUUCCUUAAAGAUGUCAUGUUAAUUAUUGGAUAUAUUACAAUGAUUGUCAAAUCAGGUGAGAGUACAGAAUUAGCUUCUCAAACAUUUCUUGGCAUUGGAUCAUUCCUUUCUCUUGUAAAUUUAACAAAAUACUUUAAUUAUCAAGCAAAAUUCUACUUGGUCAUUAGAGCAUUUACAAGAGCUAUUCCAAUAAUUAUGAAGUAUUUGUUCAGUAUAGCUCCAAUAUUUGCGGCAUUUGUUUGCACAGGUGUUAUGUGGUUCGGAUUUUACUCUUCUUAUUUCAAAAACAUUGAUAACACUAUGGUCACAUUAUAUAGUGCCCUUCAAGGUGACAACCUUAGAAUUGUAUUCGAGAAAUUGUAUGCUUAUGGAACUUUCUACAAAAUAUUGGGAAGAGCUUAUACUGUCAUAUUUUUAUUGCUUUUCAUUUGUGCAAUUGUUAACAUUUUCUUGAGUAUUGUCCAAGAAUCUUAUUCGAAUGUAUUAAUGAAAAUUGCCGAGGCUGGUGGUGAACAAGAAGCUGCCACUAAAAGUAAAGAGAAGGAAGCUAAAUUUGAAAAUCUUACCAACAAGACAUAUUUACAUUUGAAGAAGAAGGCAGAAAAUGAUGAAAAUGGAGGUAAUUCUUCAGAUAGCGAAUUAACAGAUGAUGUUCUACCAACAGCAGAUUCUAAAUAUCCUCUGCGAGCAACUAAGGAUGACUUUUUAGCUGAUGAGCCAUUAUUCUUUUCAACACUCAAGAAGGCCGUUCAAUCCAAACUUGAGCAACAAUAUUUAGGAAAGGCGCCUGCCUAUCAAAUGGAGAAUCUUAAAAAUCUUGUUAAGAAUUCCAAUAAUUUAAUUCAAAAAGUAAAUGAUUAUUAG
Molecule: messenger RNA, 1983 nt
Organism: Naegleria gruberi
Lineage: Eukaryota; Heterolobosea; Eutetramitea; Acrasida; Naegleriidae
Exons: 9
Coding region: 1-1983 (660 amino acids)
Cellular component (GO): membrane
Molecular function (GO): NAADP-sensitive calcium-release channel activity
Source: RefSeq, a predicted model, not a curated record